Messenger RNA from Drosophila navojoa, 950 nucleotides. It is a transcript of the gene sel, whose product is annotated as canopy family protein seele. Gene Ontology annotation, cellular component: endoplasmic reticulum. Lineage: Eukaryota; Metazoa; Arthropoda; Insecta; Diptera; Drosophilidae. The record is from RefSeq and is a predicted model, not a curated record.
UUUUGUUGAUAAUUUUGGAAGAGAGGUAGCAACCGCGUUUUUUCUUAUCUACUAAAUUCGAGCGGCUAGCAAAACAUUGAAGUAGUAACUUAAAUCAUUUUGUUGGGAUUGUCGUCGCUUUAGCUGUCGCCACAAUUAGUGCGAAACUGCCUGUCAAUUAUCACUCAGCUCGGAGCUCUCAGUUUAAAUUGUGCUGACGUGGUUUAAAUAGUUGAAAAGUAAUAAUUAGAAAUAAAUUGUUAAAUAGUUAUAAAUUAUAAAUACAAUGAGCGACUUAAUAUUAUGCUGUUUUCUGCUGCUAGCCGUUGCUCAAGUGCACAGCUACAGUUUUACAUCAAAGGAAGUUAAAUGCCAUGUGUGCAAGGCAACGGUGCAGGAGCUUGAGGAUGCCAUAGCGAAAGAGGAUGCCAAUAAGAUGGUAGACGUUAGCGGCUUUCGACUGGAUGCCCAAGGCAAUUCCAUAAGCAAACGCGUGCGCUACAUUAAAUCAGAAAUGUUUCUAACGGAGCUAAUGGAGAAGAUUUGUGAAAAGAUGGAUGACUAUCUAAAGGCUACCUAUAAGAGCAAUGGCAAGUUUGCGCUACUCAAAAUGAUAGUCAACGGCCAAAUGAAUCCAGAAUCGUCGCUCGUUGAUUUUGUACAAGAUGGUGAUCUCAACAAAAGUCUCGGCCACUUUUGUCUAGAGGUGCUCGAUGACAAUGAAGAGGUAUUCCUUAAAGCCUUCCAAGCAGAAGACUUGGGCAACGAUUUGGAUAUAAAGAUCUGCUCGACUCAGGCCAAAUACUGUGACGAGGCGCCCGUGCAGGAGGAAUAUGAUUUUGGCAGUAAAGAAGAAUUGUGAACAAUAACCGAUUCAGUGAAUAAUUAAUUUCUAUGAUUUCUAUGCCACCUGUAACAGGUGAACUAUUUUGACUUAACGACAAUAACUAAAUUUAGAAUGAUGUCUAAAU